GCUUUGUCAGGCAGUACCUGGGCUGGAAUCUGAAGAGAAAGGAGAACCGAGACCCUGUGGUCCUGCCUGGCCUCCAAAUUCUGAGUGGGGCCUGGAAGCCGGCCUGGGACAUCCCCUAACGUGGAGGGGUGCUACCCACCCAGCCCAGCUCCAGGCCUCCCUGGGAACAUUUGCUGGGCCACAGUAAGUCAGGCAGGUCAGGCCCAGGGGCUGGCAGGCUUAAAAUAGGUCUCUCAGAGAUGCUGCGUCCUUUCCACGUGCUGCGCUGAGAGCGCUUUGCAGAGAGCCAGACUGGGAAGUAAGUGGAUGGGGCCUGGGGAAGUAGGUAGGCUUCUAGAAGUGGCACAGGCUGGGCUGUGUCAGCUGCCCGCACACGGGGAUACAGGCUGGCACCCCAGUUCCCAUAAGCCAGGCCGUGUCAACUACCUGCGCGCGGCCACUGGCUCCUCACAGGCCACUGUCCUGGCUUGAGAGGAGGGGGAGGCAGAAGUCAGCUGGAUUCACCUCUAAAAGACCCUAGCAGAGGAGUCGACCUCUUAUCCCGGGGAUGCAGGUGACUGACCAGGCCAGCAUGAGGAAAUUGGAAGAGAACUCUGGCCCCCAUGGCCUCCUCCUAAAAGAGCGGGCACAGACACGUACACAGGUGCACACGCAUGCGUACACCCUCCCCAGGCCUGCCCUCGGCCCGAGGCUCCAGGGACACAUUAUCCCCCGGCUGAUCGCCUUGGCCUAAUUCACGCCCUGGCUGCCAAGGCCUCUGGCAGCAACUUUCCCCCUUCCUCCCCUGCGGGGUUGUUGUGGGUUAGAGCAGGGACAGGGCCUGAGGGGGCUAAACUCCCAGGGAAAGGGCAGCUGGCUCUGUCGAUGCACAGGAGGGGCGGGGUGGUUUGUGUUUCUCUCGGGCUGAGAGCCACCGAAGGCUCCGCUCGGCUUCCUCUGGUCUCAGAUGAUCUCCCAUGGAUGGAGGCAUCAGGGUGGCAGGGAAAGGACAGGCCCAGAGGUGAGUGGGUGUCCCAGGGUGGGGCAGCCACAGGGGCCUGGAGUGGCUUGCAGGCAGGGCCACCAGUCAGGGUUCCGGGCCUGGGCACACGGGCAGGCUCUGCUUCCAGGAGCUCCUUCCCACCUGCCAGCUGCGUGGGAGCCGUGUGGCUAGAACCCCGGGGAAGACCUUGUCCCUCAUUCUGGAGCAGCCGUCAGGAGUACACGGCCCUGGGAGAGGGCCCUACUCCGUGGAGGUGACGGACCCUCCUCCCUUGAUGGGGCAGAUUUCAGUGACUGUGUGUGGACAGGAGAGCUCAGCUGGUUCAGGCCUCCAGAAGGUUCCCGGACGGCAAUGGCGGUGGUGUUCUGUCAGAGCUUCCUCCCGAAGCCCAGCUCCCAGGGCCUUGGAUGGUGCCUGGAGUGGACUCCAGGUUCCGUGCCUCUUGUCCCCACCGGUCUCUGCAGCCCAGGUGGUUCUGAUUUGCAGCCGUGGGCAGCUUUUGCGCCCUGCUCUCGAGUGACUGCCGCGGCGCUCCUCACGGGUGCGACGGUGUCCUGGGAGUCCCUGAAGCCCGGGCUUCCUACACAGCAGGCGUUAGGAAGCGGGUGCCAAAGCAUAGAAGGACUGGCUUGUAUUAGUCUGAGUUAUCCAGAGAAACACAACCAACAGGAUAGGUGGAAAGAGAUUUAUCCUGAAGACCUGGCUCAUGCACUUAUGGAAUAGGAAGUCCCGAGACCUGUCGUUGGCAAGCUGAAGGCCCAGGAGAGCUGAUGGUUUUGGUCCAGUCUGAGUCUGAAGGCCCAAGAGCUGGAGAAACACCGCUGCAGGUUCCAAUCUGAAGGCUGGAGAUCCAAGAAGAGCUGGCAUUUCAGUCCAAUCCCAAAGGCAGGAAAAGACCAAGGUCCCAGCUGCAGCAGUCACCGGAGGAGGCCUUCUUACUCAGCCUUUGGCUCUUUGUAGGCCCCCAACUGAUUGGAUGAGGCCCACCUCCCUGCGGAGGACCAUCCCUUCCCAUGCUAAUCUCACCUGGAAACACUCACAGCACACCCAGAACGAUGCUGGGCCAAAUGUCUAGGCACCCAGGGCCCACUCAAGUUGACACACGAAAUUCACCAUUAUAGUGCUCUUGGCCCUGACCCUGAGACCAUCGCACAUGGCAUCCGAGGCUGUAGAGUGGGCCCCGCAGAAGACAGGAAGCAGAUACCCUGGUGUUAGAUGCAGUCAGGGUGUUCAGAUGAAGAUGACAGUGGACUGGAGCUGGGAGGCUGACAGGAGCCAGAGCAGCCUAGGGGCUGGCCGCUGGCCUGUCCUUCCCGCCGGUGCAGUCUCCUGCACUCCAUGGCUGACCCAUCCCUACCCUGGGUCUCCCACUCCCUCCUCUGCCACCUGGCUGCCACUGCCCAGCCUUCCACAACUGCCUCUCAACAUCACCCCACCUGCCAAUUCCUCAUCUGCAGCACUGGGGUGCAGUCUGGCCACAUCAGCGGGUGCAGUCUUACCUGCGUAUAAACCAGCCCACCCAUGCAGCCAGCUUGGGAUGAGAGGACAGUCAUGACGUCCCCGUGACCCUUGGAAGGAGGCCUUUGGAAGAGGCAGGUCCUUUGAAUUUGGUCUGGGGUCAAGGCUGCCCGCAGCUCCCUCCCCAGCCCCGUAGUGGGGGCUGUGUCCAUGCAUCAGAAGCAGCCACUGCCUUUUCCGGGGGAAGCUGAGGGUGUGGCUCUGGGAUGAGGAUGAGGCUCCAUCCUUCACUGUUGCAGGGACCAGCUUGGGAAGCUAAUGCACCUUUUUCUCCAAACCAAUUUCAAGUGGAAAGAAACUAUAGGCACCUGUGCCUGUGUACACGCACCUACACAGCCGUGCAUACACAGGCACACACAGGGUGCCAGAAAGAAGAAUCAAAAGGACAGGCCUCCCUUCUUCCCUGAGCCCAGCUGCAAUGUCCUGUUCCCCUUGGCGGGGCCAGUCCAGGGGCCAGGCGGCCUCUACAUAGGGCUGCCAUGAGGCCCUUCCAGCUCCUGAAACUCCCUUACCCCACCCCACACCAGCUUAUCCACAAUGGGCCUGAGACCAAGAAACCAAAGGUGUGGGCCGCCGAGCUGCCCGCCUUAACGCGGACCAGAUAGCAUUACUCCAGGCACCAUUAGCAGCAAACACAGAGGCGACGUUCACCUUCUCACUGAGUCGUGAGCUUAUCUGCCUUGGCCAUCUCAGAAGCUAGCAGAUGCCAGAAGGAAAGCCACAUGUGAGUGGCCUGGAUGGUCCUCGUGGGCCCCAGCAGCACUGUCCUUGAGGGAACUGAUUCCUGAGACCAGGACGGGGCCGCUGGCUGCCUCCACCCAGCAUGGGUCUGGCUGUCCACAUCGCUGGACUCGGCUGCUGUGGCUAAGAUGCUUGCAUGUCCCGCGUGGGGCUGGUUUUCGCGCCAAACGCUAGCCCUGAACUGUGAGUCCUGCACAGCAUAUUCAGCAAGGACUCGUCCAGGUCCAGGCCAAGCAUUGACACACAUGUUGGGCACCCACUUCUCCGGGCAGACUUCUCAUGCCUCUGGCUCACCAGCUCAGAACGGCAUGCUAAGUAAAUUCUAGUGCUUACGACGUCUCUACGUGAGGUCUUGGUACAAUCCCAGAAACCUCCUUUGGAAAAUGCAUGAACAUGGGACUGUCCUCAUCACCCUGAGAGUUCAGGAGUGUCGCCUGCUCUGCAUCACUCAGCAACCCAUCCGUCUCCUGGUGACGGCAGGAGCCAGGCAGAUGCCCCAUCAGAGCCAGCUUUUAUAUUUGCUUCUGUUGUCCUGUAGCCCCUGAGUCAUGGAACAUCCACCCUCCCCUUUCCAAUCUAGACGCCGCUGUUUAAGGGGGAAACGGCCUCCCAGAGAUUUUCAGCUUCAGAAGAGAACCCAGAGCUGAAACUCUUGGGCAUGAUGAAGAUGGAAUGGGGACUGUCACACGCGUGCUGCUUGCGUGAGGGCAAGUACAGAUUCAGAUAAGGGGAGGCUGGCCCGAAGCCAGGUCACUGCUGCAUCUCAGAAAGACGUCAGAACCAGGCCCCAGCAGAAGCCCCUGGAGGUGCACAGCUGGGUGGUGCCGCGUAUUUCUCAUCGUGUGCAGCUGUCUGAUGGGCAUCUGCCAGAAGCCACAUGACUAAUAUUUAAAAUAGGAUUUUAAAUUUGCUGAUUUAAAUUUAAUUUUAAUAGGUGACUUUCGACUGAGCUUUACAUAUUUAUGUGAGGCUUUUAAUUCAGGUAAAACAGCCUUCAGCUUGGAGCUGUUUGGACCCCUGCAACUACCUGUUCUUUCUCAGCUGCGGCUUUCAUUUUCAAGAAGGAAGUCCUUCUGUUUCUCUGUGGCCAUUGCUGAUCACGAAGCUUAGCGAUCUGGCUUCCUCUCAAAGCUGUGCAGAUGGGAACCUCCGCCUUACCGGCUUUGACCCCCAGCGUCUGGUCCUGAGGCCAGGGCUGAACACACGGCGUGUACAAGGCAAACCCAGUAUCCGGGCGUUAAGUGGGUGUUUCACGGCAGCCAGUGUCUUGGUCCGCAAUGGUUUACGUGGGUUUGCCCACCACUGAGCAUCCCAGGACCUCAUCAGACCCUUUGCAGAAGUGCUGGUGAAUCCGACCCACCCCCCAGCCUGCCACCCCCUGUCCCAGCAUUUGCAGCUGGGUGGAACCUCUGAGCUCUCCCUUGCCCACGUCAGGCCGUUCCUUCCUUGGCCCCGCUGAGGCUCCUUCCCUUGAUGUUCUGGCCCAGCCCGGAAAUGAGGUCAAGUUUCUGCUAUUUAUGUGUCUGCAUGUGCGUGUGUUUGCGUGUGUGGACCUUGACCUCCAGGCAGUCCCCAGGUACUUCUUGGCUCUGUGUGCGUGCGCUAAGAAUAAACGACGCGAGGGAAACACACCCAGAUGCUGCCUGGGGAGUCUGGGUAGCUCUGAGCCUGGCCUGUACUGCUCUGGGCCUCUGAGCUUUCCUUCUGUUUCAGCGGCCGGUGGAGAUCCUCCGGGCUGCUGAGCGGUGGAGCCGUGGCCCCUCCUCACCAGUCCCACCCCGGGGCUGUUGCUCCUCCGUCUUUUCCACUCGAUUCCUGGCAUUCGAAUUCUUGUGUUAAAAAUGCUCCUGGGACGUCAUCCUUGCCACAGCUCGCUUCAGUGGCAAGCCUGUGGCUUGGGGGUGGCAGUGGGUGGCUCUCUGUCCCUCGGGAGGUGUGGAGCAUUUCUCCACAAUGGAAAAGUCUCUCCUUCCUUCCACGCACACUCCCUCUCUGACACAGCAGGUCCCAAACCAGCCUGGCCUGCCAGCUCGUGCAUAGGUGUUGGCACUGUAAAUAAAACCCCAGGUGUGGCCACGGGCACCCAGGGAGCAGGCCCCAGGAAUGACUGCUCUGGAAUCUCUGCUGUCCGAGGCCUCCAAAUACAGCCUCAAACAGUCUCACAGCAGCGUCCAAGAUCAACAGCGGACGCACGUGAGUGCCACACGAGUGUACACAGCUCUUUCAAUAGGUGUCAGAAGGCAGCUGUGACGCAGACUGUCAGCUCUGGGGCCAGACUGCAGGGGCUGCAUCCUCAUUGCCACCGGCGGGCUGUGUGGCCUUGAGCAAACGACUGAGCCCCCUGCACCUUCUUCCCCUACUGUGACGCCUGGGACAGUGCCUGGUACACAGCUGGCGCUCAGUGUGCGCAGCGGGUGUCAGCACCCCGCCACCCAGCGGGAUUCUUUACAGCAGCUGCCUGCAUUGGUCCCAAGGAGCCUGGGGCUGGGGCAUCCAUUCACUGAGAGGUGGCCUUCUCUGUGUCAUCUUCUCCUCUAAAUGCACCUGUCACCAGGUUUAGGGCCCACCCUGUUCCAGGAUGAUCUCUUCUCAGAACACUCAUCACAUCUGCAAAGACGCUUUUUCCACAUAAGGUCACGCGCUCAGUCAGGUUCCAGGUGAACGUGACUGCCUGGGGAACGUGGGGGGCACUGGUCCACCCACCCCAGUCCCAGCGCAGGCCCAGCAAACAGACUCUGUAAGGAGCUGCCAGGAGGAUCCUGGGACAUCGCCUAGCCCAGGUCCCCAUGGGACUGCCCGCUGUCCCUGCGUCUCCAUGCAUCUCUGCGCGUCGCCAGCUGUGGCUGGAAGGAGACCCCAUGGCUGAAUACUUGGGGCUUCAAACUCUGCAGAGCCCUGAGCACAGCUGAGGUGGCCGCAGCCUCAGCCUGACGUCAGUGGGCAGCAUUUCUCACGCUUUGUGUUUUGGAGCCUCCUGGGGUGCGAUGUUUCAUGGAUUGAAGAAGCUUCCGGAAGCGCCAGGUCCCUGUUGAAUGUGAUACAAUGUGGCCCAAUAUGGACACGCCACUGCCCACCCCACCCCAGCUCUGCAGCGAAGACAAAAGACCCAGACUGUGGACUUAGACAACAGAAACAGGCCCUGUUUACUGGACACACCAGCCCCUUGGAUACCACUUGGCCACUCCCACGGAGGCCACUCACACUGUGGCUGAAGCCUCGAGGUCACCAGGCGGAGGCACAGAGAUGCCCCUGCACCCACUGGGGGACAAGCCGCUCACCUUUCCCGGCCCCAAUUCAGCCAUGGAAAACGGGCUUGACCACGGCACGCCCCUGAGCCCCGGCUCCCUGCGCUCCGCUGCCCAUAGUCCCCUGGACACCAGCAAACAGCCCCUCUGCCAGCCCUGGGCCGAGAAGCGUGGUGCCCAGGGGACCCACCAGGUGCGGUACGUCUCGGCCGGGCAGAGCGUGGCGUGCGGCUGGUGGGCCUUCGCACCCCCGUGCCUGCAGGUCCUCAACACGCCCAAGGGCAUCCUGUUCUUUCUGUGCGUGGCCGCAUUCCUGCAGGGGAUGACCGUGAACGGCUUCAUCAACACGGUCAUCACCUCCCUGGAGCGUCGCUACGACCUGCACAGCUACCAGAGCGGCCUCAUCGCCAGCUCCUACGACAUCGCCGCCUGCCUCUGCCUCACCUUCGUGAGCUACUUCGGGGGCUCAGGGCACAAGCCGCGCUGGCUGGGCUGGGGCGUGCUGGUCAUGGGCACGGGGUCACUGGUGUUCGCCCUGCCCCACUUCACAGCUGGCCGCUACGAGGUGGAGGCGGACACGGGCGUCAGGACGUGCCCUGCCAACCCCAGCGCAGCGUGUGCGGACCGCACCUCGGGCCUGCACCGCUACCAGCUGGUCUUCAUGCUGGGCCAGUUCCUGCAUGGCGUGGGCGCCACCCCCCUCUACACGCUGGGUGUCACCUACCUGGACGAGAAUGUCAAGUCCAGCUACUCGCCCGUCUACAUUGCCAUCUUCUACACCGCAGCCAUCCUGGGCCCCGCUGCUGGCUACCUGAUCGGAGGUGCCCUGCUGAACAUCUACACGGAAGUGGGCCGACGGACAGAGCUGACUACCGAGAGCCCGCUGUGGGUCGGUGCCUGGUGGGUCGGCUUCCUGGGCUCCGGGGCUGCUGCCUUCUUCACCGCCGUUCCCAUCCUUGGUUACCCUCGGCAGCUGCCAGGCUCCCAGCGCUACACGGUCAUGAGAGCUGCGGAAAUGCACCAGUUGAAGGACGGCAGCCGCCGGGAGGCGAGCAACCCGGACUUCGGGAAAACCAUCAGAGACCUGCCUCUCUCCAUCUGGCUCCUCCUGAAGAACCCCACGUUCAUCCUGCUGUGCCUGGCUGGGGCCACUGAGGCCACACUCAUCACCGGCAUGUCCACGUUUAGCCCCAAGUUCUUGGAGUCCCAGUUCAGCCUGAGUGCCUCGGAAGCUGCCACCUUGUUUGGGUACCUGGUGGUGCCAGCAGGCGGUGGUGGCACCUUCCUGGGUGGCUUCUUUGUGAACAAGCUCAGGCUCCGGGGCUCCGCGGUCAUCAAGUUCUGCGUGUUCUGCACCGUCGUCAGCCUGCUGGGCAUCCUCGUCUUCUCCCUGCACUGCCCCGGUGUGCCCAUGGCGGGUGUCACAGCCAGCUACGGUGGGAGCCUCUUGCCCGAAGGCCACCUGAACCUAACGGCACCCUGCAACACUGCCUGCGGCUGCCAGCCGGAGCACUACAGCCCUGUGUGUGGCUCAGAUGGCCUCAUGUACUUCUCGCUGUGCCAUGCAGGGUGCCCUGCAGCCACUGAGAUGAAUGUGGAUGGCCAGAAGGUGUACCGAGACUGUAGCUGUGUCCCUCAGAAUCUUUCCUCUGGUUUUGGCCAUGCCACUGCAGGGAAAUGCACUUCAACUUGUCAGAGAAAGCCCCUCCUUCUGGUUUUCAUAUUCGUUGUAAUUUUCUUUACAUUCCUCAGCAGCAUUCCUGCACUAACAGCAACUCUACGAUGUGUCCGUGACCCUCAGAGAUCCUUUGCCCUGGGAAUCCAGUGGAUUGUAGUUAGAAUACUAGGGGGCAUCCCGGGGCCCAUCGCCUUCGGCUGGGUGAUCGACAAGGCCUGUCUGCUGUGGCAGGACCAGUGUGGCCAGCAGGGCUCCUGCUUGGUGUACCAGAACUCGGCCAUGAGCCGCUACAUCCUCAUCAUGGGGCUCCUGUUCAAGGUGCUGGGCGUCCUCUUCUUUGCCACAGCCUGCUGUUUAUACAAGCCCCUGUCGGAGUCUUCAGAUGGCCUGGAAACUUGUCUGCCCAGCCAGUCCUCGGCGCCCGGCAGUGCCACAGAGAGCCAGCUCCAGAGCAGCAUCUGA
This is a messenger RNA of Piliocolobus tephrosceles (Ugandan red Colobus), 8626 nucleotides long. It is a transcript of the gene SLCO4A1, whose product is annotated as solute carrier organic anion transporter family member 4A1. Gene Ontology annotation, biological process: sodium-independent organic anion transport; transmembrane transport. NCBI's taxonomy places the organism in Eukaryota, Metazoa, Chordata, Mammalia, Primates, Cercopithecidae. The record is from RefSeq and is a predicted model, not a curated record. The transcript is spliced from 13 exons. Gene Ontology annotation, cellular component: basolateral plasma membrane. Bases 6485 to 8626 code for a protein of 713 amino acids. Gene Ontology annotation, molecular function: protein binding; thyroid hormone transmembrane transporter activity.